This is a messenger RNA of Doryrhamphus excisus (bluestripe pipefish), 971 nucleotides long. RefSeq names its product GINS complex subunit 3 (gene gins3). Gene Ontology annotation, cellular component: GINS complex. Gene Ontology annotation, biological process: mitotic DNA replication initiation. NCBI's taxonomy places the organism in Eukaryota, Metazoa, Chordata, Actinopteri, Syngnathiformes, Syngnathidae. The record is from RefSeq and is a predicted model, not a curated record.
AGCAGUUCUCUCAUUGGUCCACAAGUCGGUGGCGCCAAGAAAGCAGGAAGUCAUUAUUGUAAACACAGAAGAGGAGUGUUUUCAUGCCGCCGUAAGGAGUUUCUUCGUUUACAUUAUUCUACUUUAGCUGUUUAUCAAGAUGGAUGCACAGUCAUAUCUUCCCGUACAACCCGGCGUCUGUAUGAAAGAACAUUUCUUCUCUUUGGACGACAUUUUGCUCUCGCACGAGAGGCUUCCUAUCCGGACAGAGGUGACUUUUCCUAGGCUUGGAUUUCUGGACAAGUCGUGCGACUCGUCGGACAUUUUAGAGGGCACGAAGAUGGAGUUUCCUUUGUGGCUUUCCAAAGGUUUGUAUGAGCAAAAUAAAGGCAUGCUGUCAGUGGAGCUGCCCAAGAUUUACAGACAAGGCUGGAGAACGGUGUUCAACGCAGACCCAGCUGUGGUGGAUUUACAUAAGCUGGGGCCGUACUACUAUGGACUGGGAUCCCAGAUGCUGCACUUCGACAGUCCAGAGAACCCGGAAAUUGCUCACACCCUGCUUCAGACAUUUAUCGGGCGAUUCAGACGCACCAUGGACUCUUCCCAGAACGCCUACAACGAGGACACGUCAGCGCUGGUGGAGCGUCUGGACUGUCUGGAGAAGGUCCUGUUCCGCUUGGGUCAGAGAGGCCUGAACAGCUUCCAGAGCUGGGAGAGAGGUCAGGCGUCCCAGCUCACCGCCUCCAGCCUGGUGCUCAACUACCGCAAGAGGAAGAUAACGGACCUGCAGUAGCCACCUACUUCCUGUCUGCUCUUCCCGGUCUAAACGAGGGAUGACCUGUGAUUGGCCUUUACAAGACGAAGCAAUCACUGAUACCAGAUCAGCUCACAGACACACAAACUCCAUGACUCUCAGAAGAAGCAAACACAAACACCAGCUAAUUUGGCUAAAUGUAAACACCACAUCAGCAACCUUCUAGGAAUAAAACCUU